AUGUGCUUCCAGAUCAUCCGCUCCUUCUCCUGCGGCUGCGCGCGUCACCACAAGCUCGAAUGCUGCGUGAGCAAAGCCCUGCGCCUGUCAUCAUCCACCACGGGCGUCGCUCCCCUUAGCCCCGGCGAAGGCUGCGACUGGACCAUCUCCGGCCCGCGCCGUUUUCGUUUCAGCACACCGUGCCAAACCUGCGCGUACGCACAGUGCAUCUGGCUGACCGGCAACUUCUCCAUCUCGUCCAAAGGCUCGGCCUGGACUGGGCUGAUGAAGAACGGGGCUGCGGCCGAGCGCGUCGUGGGGUUUCGCUGGUUGAGGGAGACGAGAGCGAAGCUUAAGAGGACUUUGCAAGAGAGGGACCGGGAGGAGAAGGAUGGCGAGGAUUUUGAGUGGAGGACGGAGCAUUGGAGACGGAUGUUACAGAGGAAGAGGAUUAGGAGAGAGGUGAGGAACAGGUGGAGGGAGAAGAGGAGAGGGAGGGAAGAGAGGGGACUGUAA
Molecule: messenger RNA, 495 nt
Organism: Sordaria macrospora k-hell
Lineage: Eukaryota; Fungi; Ascomycota; Sordariomycetes; Sordariales; Sordariaceae
Source: RefSeq, a predicted model, not a curated record